CGGACCGCUGCGAAGGAGCAGAGAGACAGAGAGACGCACUGACUCCAUCAGCACAAGUGGAUGAAAGAGCCCAAUGCUUUGGAGAAACUGAACUGAGAUCGGCGCUCUAUAAACUCACGAAGAUAAUAAGAGGUGCUUGCAUGAGCUAAGGGGUAAUGAAGAGUAGAAUAACCAGUCUUAUUGAAGAGUUGAGAUUCUUUUCCAAAAUGGCACGGAUUUGCUCCCAUGCAAAUGCUCAUUUUGCAAAGAUGACAUAGCACUUGACAAAAAUGGGAUUCCUCCUGGAACAAGACUCACUAACGACCUGAAUGAAAAGAGAAAGGGAUUCUAUUCAAAUCGGAGCUGUUUCUUCUUCUUCUUUUUACUUGACAAGCCUCGGUUGUUAGUCAACACAUAGUGAAAUAUGAAUCUGGGAAAUGCACUUCUGUUUUUCCUCCUUUCCAAUUGUGUGACAAUGACUCUGUCGCUAUCCACGUGCACCACUGUGGACAUCGACCACAUAAAGAAAAAGAGAGUAGAGGCGGUCCGGGGACAGAUCCUCAGUAAACUCCGGCUGACCAGUCCGCCUCAAACAACAGGUCCGAGUCAAGUACCGUUUCAGGUCCUGGCCCUUUAUAACAGCACCAAGGAGCUCAUUGAGGAGCUGGGAAGAGACCGGCAUCAGAGUUGUGGACAGGAUAACACGGAGACUGAGUACUAUGCUAAAGAGAUUUACAAGUUCAACUUGGUCAAUGGUCCGCCAGAAAACAAUGACCUCCCCUACUGCCCUAAGGGAAUCACUUCCAAGGUAUUUCGCUUCAACGUCUCCACCAUGGAGAAGAACUCCACCAACUUGUUCCGGGCCGAGUUUCGAGCCCUGCGGAUCCCCAACUCCGGCGCCAAGAGAAACGAGCAGAGGAUUGAGCUCUACCAGAUCCUCCAGAAAGACGACCCCAAAGCCAAACAGCGCUACAUUGGGGGCAAGAACGUCCUGACCAAGGGAACUCUUGAGUGGGUCUCCUUUGAUGUUACAGAGACAGUGAGAGAGUGGCUGAUGUACCGACAGACCAAUCUUGGCCUGGAGAUCAGCGUACAUUGUCCCUGCCACACUUUCAGGCCUAAUGGGGACAUUAUCGAGAACGCCAAUGAGGUGCUAGAGGUCAAGUUUGGUAUGGAAGCAGACUAUGACAACCUGAGCCCUGUGAAAAAACAAAAGGAGCAGCCCUACCCCCAUCUCAUCCUCAUGAUGCUCCCUCCCCACAGGCUGGAUGCCCAAUCUUCCUCCCGCAGGCGUAAGCGGGCACUUGACACCAAUUACUGCUUCAACAACUAUGAGGAGAACUGCUGUGUACGACCACUAUAUAUUAAUUUCCGGCAGGAUUUGGGCUGGAGGUGGAUCCAUCAGCCUGAAGGGUACUACGCUAACUUCUGCUCUGGUCCCUGUCCUUAUCUACGCAGCGCAGACACCACCCACAGCUCGCUGCUGAGCCUGUACAACACCUUGAACCCGGAAGCAUCCGCCUCACCCUGCUGCGUUCCUCAGGACUUGGAGCCCCUCACCAUCCUCUACUACGUGGGUCGCUCCCCUAAAGUGGAGCAGCUCUCCAACAUGGUUGUUAAGUCCUGCAAGUGCAGCUAAAUAUCAGGGCUCCGGGGAUGUGAGAUGUGACGGCUCCAAACACUACUCAGGAGGAGGAGGGUGUUAGGGGUUGAGGGGGGCGCGGUACACUUUGCCCCACAAAAGUACCUCCAACCCCUGCUUCAGCCUGAGCUCUCUCUCUCUCUCUCUCUCUGUCUCUCUCUCUCUCACACGGAAAAACAAAAGAUGCAGUCCACCACUCUGCUCACAAUCAUUGGCAGCAUUUACCAAGAAGACUUGUCAAACACCACUUCACUAACGGCACUCUCAAACCCAUCAGACCUCUUCCCUUAUCAAUCGCCUUUUGACAUCAGUGUUUCUCUUUUUUUAUUUUAUAUAUUCCAGCAUUUUGAACAGCCUGUACCUCAGUGUUACACCACAGGAAGAAGAGAACAAUAUUUUUUCUUUCAAUGACCACUGCAUUCUAAAGGACAUAAAAUAAUUGCAGUCAAAAAAGAGAAAAUGACUGAGAAUGCAGACUGAACUCAGAAUAAUAGGAAUACGUCAAAGAGAGGGUGAAACUAAAAUAGUUGUUUGCUGAGAGCAAACAAAACCUUCGGCUAUGACGCACAGGACACCUUCGAAUGUCCAAGCUGGAAACUGACGCUGCGCACGCCACAGCUCCCUACACUGUUUGUUUAGGACUGAAAUGCUGUUGAAUUCAAAUUACCUUAGAAAAAAAAAGAAAACAUGCUGGAAACCAACCUUUAAUUCAAAGUAUUAUUUCCAUGGUUAUGUUUACCUCUGUAAUACAACAGGAUGGGGAUUCCAGGGAUCGUUUUUUGUUUUUAAAGUGGAGCCAUUCUGUUGUAUGAGACGACGUAUGUCACUAAGUGAACGCUUAACUAGAUCACAAACUGUAAAUGUUUUUUCCUUUUAUUCUUGGAAACACCUUUUUUUUUUUAUUAAAAUGGACAGUUGGAUAGAA
Anoplopoma fimbria (sablefish) is the source of this 2546-nucleotide messenger RNA. RefSeq names its product transforming growth factor, beta 3 (gene tgfb3). The record is from RefSeq and is a predicted model, not a curated record. Gene Ontology annotation, cellular component: extracellular region. Gene Ontology annotation, molecular function: type II transforming growth factor beta receptor binding; growth factor activity; cytokine activity. The transcript has 7 exons. The coding region runs from base 404 to 1618 and encodes 404 amino acids. Gene Ontology annotation, biological process: transforming growth factor beta receptor signaling pathway; BMP signaling pathway; regulation of cell population proliferation. Lineage: Eukaryota; Metazoa; Chordata; Actinopteri; Perciformes; Anoplopomatidae.